This is a messenger RNA of Theileria parva strain Muguga, 1101 nucleotides long. RefSeq lists its product as uncharacterized. Gene Ontology annotation, cellular component: U2-type catalytic step 1 spliceosome. NCBI's taxonomy places the organism in Eukaryota, Apicomplexa, Aconoidasida, Piroplasmida, Theileriidae. Gene Ontology annotation, biological process: mRNA splicing, via spliceosome. The record is from RefSeq and is a predicted model, not a curated record. The transcript is spliced from 2 exons. The coding region runs from base 203 to 1087 and encodes 294 amino acids.
UUUUAAUUUUUAUAAUUUUUUUAAUUUUUAUAAUUUCAAGAAAAUUGUAAUAAUUUAAAAAUCUUCAAGAUUAUUUUAAAAAAUAUCUGAUAAUUUAAAAGAAUAUCUGAUAAUUUAAAAGAAUAUCUGAUAAUUUGUAAAAUUUAAUAACAAUUUAUAGAAUUUUAUAAUAAUUUGUAAAGUUUAAUAAUAAUUUGUAAAAAUGUCAGAGAGGAAGGUGUUGAAUAAGUAUAUACCACCGGAUUUUGACCCGGAUGCUUUAUUGCGUCAUAAGAAGGUGUUAAAGGCGGAUUUAUUUGGCAAGAAGGAAAGUCCAUUGGCACUGAAGUUGAAAUACGGAAAUUCUAAGCUAAUGAACAUUCGGAUGAUGUUUCCAUUUACAUUUCGCUGUGAGAGUUGCCGUGAUUUCACUUAUGUUGGUACAAAAUUCAAUUCACGUGUCCAGAGACUUGAUAAUGAUACUUAUUUGGGCAUUGUAAAGUGGCGUUUCUUCGGCAAAUGCCCAAACUGUAAACAUGAAAUCGUGUUCAAAACUGAUCCUAAAAAUGGUGACUACACCCUGGAAUCUGGCGGGACCAGAACCUACGACGCAAAUAGAGACGCCAAACUGGCCACUGAAGAAUUAGAUAAACUACAAGAUGAGAAAAAUGAGUUGAUGGGAACGACGGAGAAGAUGAGUGAGAAGGCAGACCAUGCAUUUGCUGAAUAUGAGGAAUUGGAACGUUUAACGGCUUUGAAACGUCGUGCGGGAAGGAUGCGAGAACGUGAAUCCCUAGCAGAGCAAACACUACAAUCACUACAGAGUAAAAAACUAGAAUUUGAACAAGUAAAUGAAGAUGAAAUUAAUUUAUUCAAACAACAACAAAAUGAAAUUUUUAACCAAUAUCUACAACCCGAACUAGUUGACACUGAUGAUCAAUAUGAUAGUGCUGGGAAUGAGGAUACUUGUGUUAAUUCUGUGGACACUGUGAAUACUGUGGACACUGUGAAUACUGUAGAAAAUGUGAAGAGUGGGUUAAGAGUGGAGAUAAAGAGUAAAGAGAAGAAUAGUUUAAUAUCAAAUGAUUAUGACAGUGAUGCCGAUUAAAUCUUUGUACUAUA